UUGUCAAAAAUUUUAUUGUUCCUUCACGAUCACGUGCGUUAGUUUAGUUAUAUAAUGACAUAAUAUCUGUAUUAUCAUAGUAGUACGCACAGUACUUUAUUUAAAUUUGUUAGUAUUUUUAGGUAGACAGGUGUCAUAUUUAUUUAUACAUACGUAUUUUGAAGUUAAUGGAAAAUAUCUUUCUUGUUGUUAGUGAUUUGAGAUAAAAAUGUCAAUACGAAGAGUUUUAAUAGUGAACAAAACGUACCCUACGGCUGGCCUAAAUGUGCUGAAAAACAAAAUAGAAUCAAUUAUCUUGCCCAAUCUGGACUACGAAUCAAACUUUUUAGCUGAAGUUAAAAACAAUAUAAAAGGCGUUGACGCUUUAAUAUGGAAUACCAAACACAGGCUUACCAGGGAGAUACUCCUCUUAGCAGGCCCAUCCUUAAAAGUCGUGUCGACCAUGUCAUCAGGCCUGGACCAUAUAGACGUGGAAGACUUGAAGAGUCUUGGAGUCAAGCUUGGUCGCACGCCCGCAGCGGGGUACACCAGUGUGGCUGACAUCGCUGUGGGGCUCAUGAUUGGGGCAGGAAGGAGGUUUAAGGAAGGCAUACAGGAGCUUGAAACUGGCAAUUGGCGUUUUGGAGUCCAAUGGCGACUAGGUCAGGGUAUUGAAGGCAGCACGGUGGGAGUGAUUGGACUGGGUGGCAUCGGCCAGGCUGUGGUCAGGAGACUGAGAGGAUUCGACGUGGCCCGCUUCCUUUAUUCUGGGAGGAGCGACAAACCUGAAGCUAAGGAUUUGGGCGCAGAGAGAGUAUCCUUACAGCAACUUCUUAAAGAAAGUGACUACGUUCUUAUAACUUGUCCCUAUACAAAGGAGACCAGGAAUUUGAUCAACGCUGACACAUUGAAGCUGAUGAAACCGACGUCAGUCCUUGUCAACAUUGGGAGAGGAGAGAUAAUCGACCACAGUGCGUUGUAUGAAGCGUUGAAGGAGAAUCGCAUAUUCGCCGCCGGUCUCGAUGUCACGCAUCCAGAACCUAUGCCGAGCGAUCACCCCUUGGUUUCCCUGCCCAAUUGCCUAAUAUUGCCGCACAUAGGCACCGCAGUGGUAGAGACAAGAGAAGCGAUGGCGAAAAUGGCCGCUAACAAUAUUCUUCUUGCACUGGAAGACAAGCCUAUGCCGUACCAAGUGUGAAAUACUUAGUCGAAGAUUUAUUCCAAAGUGUUAUGUAAAAUAAAUUUUACAAUAAAAAUUUA
Molecule: messenger RNA, 1239 nt
Organism: Amyelois transitella
Lineage: Eukaryota; Metazoa; Arthropoda; Insecta; Lepidoptera; Pyralidae
Product: glyoxylate reductase/hydroxypyruvate reductase
Exons: 7
Coding region: 209-1177 (322 amino acids)
Cellular component (GO): cytosol
Molecular function (GO): glyoxylate reductase (NADPH) activity; NAD binding; hydroxypyruvate reductase (NADH) activity
Source: RefSeq, a predicted model, not a curated record